GGCGGCGCCGUUCCGUUGUUCGCCAUAGUUCCACCGGAGCGCGGAGCACCGAGCGCACAAACCGCGAAGGCACCUGGGAUCACCGCCGCAUUUAACGGACAGACAUGGCUGAAGAUGAGGUGACUCCGGAGCAGCUAGCAGCCAUCGCCGCCGAAAACGAGGAGCCAGAGCCGGUGAACUACAAGCCGCCGGCCCAGAAGUCUGUGAAAGAGAUCCACGAGCUGGACAAGGACGACGAAAGCCUACGCAAAUACAAGGAAGCCCUGCUCGGAGCUGGAAACCACGAGGCUGCCGCAGACCCCGGCGCUCCCAACGUCCAGCUGACCCGCAUGUCUCUUGUCUGUGAUGCCCCGAACCCUCUGGUCCUGGACCUGACGGGAGACCUGGAAGCAUUUAAGAAGCAGGCAUUUGUCCUGAAGGAGGGAGUCGAAUACAAAAUAAAGAUCAGCUUUAAGGUGAACAACGAGAUCGUUUCGGGUCUGAAGUACGUGCAGCAGACGUACAGGAAAGGAAUGAAGAUCGACAAGUCAGACUACAUGGUGGGCAGCUACGGGCCCCGUCCGGCCGAGUACGACUUCCUGACCACGAUGGAGGAAGCUCCCAAAGGCGUCCUGGCCCGCGGCAACUACGUCAUCAAAUCCAAGUUUACCGACGACGACAAGAACGACCACCUGUCCUGGGAGUGGAACCUCAACAUCAAGAAAGACUGGACAGAUUAAAAGAGGCCUUUGUGUUGAAGGGGGUUGUGGGGGCGGGGGAGGGCGAGAGGAAGGAGAACCCCUCGGCCCCCCCCUCCCCUCCUCCCGUCCCCGCCCUGCGUCCACCAUCGCAGCCUUGUUUGUUUUUACUUUGUCGUGCAUUUCAUGUUCAUGUCGUACAUUUCAUGCCUUCAUUCCUGCCUCGCUGUCUUAACUCCCCGACUUCCUCCCUUCCCCCUUCCUCCCCCCUC
This is a messenger RNA of Stegastes partitus (bicolor damselfish), 949 nucleotides long. RefSeq names its product rho GDP-dissociation inhibitor 1-like. Bases 105 to 719 code for a protein of 204 amino acids. Gene Ontology annotation, molecular function: Rho GDP-dissociation inhibitor activity; protein binding. Gene Ontology annotation, biological process: Rho protein signal transduction. Gene Ontology annotation, cellular component: cytosol; cytoplasm; membrane. The record is from RefSeq and is a predicted model, not a curated record. NCBI's taxonomy places the organism in Eukaryota, Metazoa, Chordata, Actinopteri, Pomacentridae. The transcript is spliced from 6 exons.